UUUCUAGCAAUAAAUAAAGAAGUGCCGAUCCAAGCCGAGCAGUCUAUCCGUCAAAAAAAAAAGUCGCGCUGUAACAAUGGGCCGGGCAGAAUCAGCCUGCAGUUGGUUGUGUUUACUGGCUAUCCUCGUCAAUAAAGGACUCUCCAGUCCCCUGGCGGGUAAAGAAGCCUGGGCCUAUGAGGAAGUGAGGGAGGGGGCCCACAUGUUCUGGUGGCUGUACCCUGCUGACACCGACAGCCAGAACCGGCCUCUGGUUAUGUGGCUGCAGGGUGGACCAGGAGGCUCAGGAAGUGGCUUUGGGAACUUUGAGGAGAUUGGACCUUUGAACAGGGACCUGGAGCCCAGAAAGACGAGCUGGGUGCAGGCAGCAAAUGUGUUGUUUGUAGACAACCCUGUGGGCACUGGCUUCAGCUACACUGACCGGCCAGACGGCUAUGCUACCGAUGUGGCCACGGUGGCCUCAGACAUGCUGGUGCUGCUCCAGCACUUCUUUAAAAAGAUGGAGGAGUUCCAGAGCAACCCCUUCUACAUCUUCUCCGAGUCGUAUGGAGGGAAGAUGGCAGCUGCUAUCUCCUUGGAACUCACCAAGGCCAUAGCACAAGGGACGGUGAAAUGCAACUUUGCUGGUGUGGCACUUGGGGACUCUUGGAUUUCCCCACUGGACUCUGUCAUGACCUGGGGACCGUACCUCUACACUACUUCGCUGCUGGAUGAUUACGGCCUGGCUGACGUCAGCAAUGCAGCGGACGCGGUGAAGCAAGCUGUGGAGCAGCAGCAGUUUGAGAAAGCCACAGAGCUGUGGUCUGUGGCUGAGACGGUGGUGGAGCAGAACACCAAUGGAGUGAACUUCUACAACAUCCUGACCCAGGAGCCGGAUGAGAAACGCACCUCCGUAGCAGGAGACUUCAUCGCUCUGCAGACACAUCGCCAUAUUCGGCCCCUCCACCGCCAAUCCCUGAGUGAGCUGAUGAAUGGACCAGUCAGGAAGAAACUGGGCAUCAUCCCCCAAAAUGUCACAUGGGGAGGUACAUUUCUCUCCACAUUUGUGCUCUUCAGUUUUAGUUUGACAGACAUUCUUAAGACUAUUAAGAGCCUGUGGACCAAACUGCUGACCGCUGGAGUCAACGUCACCAUCUACAAUGGACAGCUGGAUCUCAUAGUGGACACCAUGGGUCAGGAGCUGUGGGUGAAGAAGCUGAAGUGGGAGGGGCUACCUGGGUUUAACAAGCUGAGGUGGACCCCCCUGGAUGACCCCACCUCCCCAGGCGUCACUGGUGCUUUCUGCAAGACUUAUAAGAACUUUUCCUUCUAUUGGAUCCUCAGAGCCGGACACAUGAUUCCCUCAGACCAGGGGCCGAUGGCCUUGCAGAUGUUGAAGAUGAUCACCCAGCAGGAUUGAUCCGUCCACUCUGACGCCAAAAGGAAUGGCUAUGACAAUCAGUGAUCACUGGAACAUUUUUUUUUUAAUCUUCCCUCUCUGCUAAACCAAAUGAAGACUCUCAGUGCUCUGAUUACAGCAAUGAUCUGUGCAACUUUCAGCAAUAACAAUAAAGACACCUUUUCUUUUUAGUA
Molecule: messenger RNA, 1572 nt
Organism: Perca fluviatilis (European perch)
Lineage: Eukaryota; Metazoa; Chordata; Actinopteri; Perciformes; Percidae
Gene: scpep1
Product: serine carboxypeptidase 1
Biological process (GO): proteolysis
Molecular function (GO): serine-type carboxypeptidase activity
Source: RefSeq, a predicted model, not a curated record